Sparassis crispa is the source of this 489-nucleotide messenger RNA. RefSeq lists its product as hypothetical. The record is from RefSeq and is a predicted model, not a curated record. The transcript has 4 exons. Bases 1 to 489 code for a protein of 162 amino acids. NCBI's taxonomy places the organism in Eukaryota, Fungi, Basidiomycota, Agaricomycetes, Polyporales, Sparassidaceae.
AUGCGCGUGAUCGACCGUGAUCCUACGCCCCACAACUUGCAUGUGGAUCUCCACACUGAACUACGGAUGGUGGGUCCGUAUCCUUUCUUCCUUCCCAAGACGAUGCCACUAUUCAUCCGAGAUGUCCCUGGAAUAGUCCUUCCCCUCACACCAAUGCCUUCUGGCCCACUCGACGAAUUAUACCCUUCAGCUGAGAAUUCAUGCGCAAUUUCCAUUCAUAUCGUCCUGAUCGUCAUACAAGGUGUUGACAUCCUGUCUAGCCCUCUAUCACCAUUUUUCAUCGUUGCAGCUUUCAUUGCAUACUCUGGCACCAUCCUGAUCAUCGUGUAUGCGAUCUGCUUCCUUUCGAACAAGGGUGUAAGUGGGGAGUUUGUGUUUAGCGAUGAACAUUUGCUGGAAGGAUAUGAGAAGAGGGACAGCGCAUGGCUGCUGUUCAGCCUAUCUGCUUCAUUUCCAUCUGCAUCGAUCACGUACGAGAUGAAUCUCUAA